Molecule: messenger RNA, 1236 nt
Organism: Cyphellophora europaea CBS 101466
Lineage: Eukaryota; Fungi; Ascomycota; Eurotiomycetes; Chaetothyriales; Cyphellophoraceae
Exons: 1
Coding region: 1-1236 (411 amino acids)
Source: RefSeq, a predicted model, not a curated record
AUGUCGAACAACAACUUGGGUUCGUACCCCGCGGACGCCGCUGCCCACCCCGAUCACAUGAAUUGCGUCUAUGCCAUCUCAGGAACAUAUGGCCUACUUCCUCGAGCUCUGUACUAUGUGACUCUAGCCUUUGCCAUCUUUGGUCGACAUCGCCAAUGGCUGGUCAUUGGUGCCUUGGUCACGGCAAUGACCUAUGCUGGAACAACAGCAAUUCAUCAAAUGGCAUUAGUGUCCAGCAAAGAGUAUAUCUACGACCUCGAUAUCCUGGGCGCCUGGGCCAUACUGAGCUCCGGCGCACUUGCAUAUAUUGGUAUGAUGCAUUGGAGUAGCACGCUGAGGGAUUCACACGUCCGAGUGAUAUUCCUCCUCUGGGGCCUGCUGCUGGGUAUAGCUCUGAUCUUCGGUCGGAGCGAGAUUUUCAGCACACCGCUGACGCCGCCUGAGCCAGCAUGCUACUCAUCGACUGGACAGUUGCUGGAAUAUCCCAUCGAGCUAGGCAGCCCGCUAUUCAACUGUACAUACCAAUGCUUCUCAAAGCGCAAGCCGAUGCGACAAGCUUCAGAAGUCAUGGCAAUUCCAUACUCGACUCUCAAGAACAAAUACACAGACUUGUCCGUUGUGCUGGUAGGCCCCAUCCAGUUUGCUGCAUACGCAGCCCUUUCGUGGGAUUCGAUGCAGCACAGUCCGUCACGCACAUGUACCUGGAUUGUCAUGAAAUACCUCCAGCCUAAACAUCAUGAAAGACUGGUUCGAUUCAUCCACGAUGCCUCAAUGGAGCACAGAUACGGUGGUUAUGUACUACUCAUCCAUUUCAUGUGGCGCAUCCCGUGGUCGUGGCUCAAAUUUUGUCUAGUGAGCUUCACACUGCCAUGGUUCAUUCUGGGUGUCAUCGUGGAUGUCCUCGCUUUGCCGCUGCUGGUCAUCAACAUCACCCUGAACGAGAUCACUUUACUGAAACCUGAUCUACCCACCAACGAAGCUAACUAUGCAAUCGGUCAGUGGGGUCCAUGGACAGCCUCUGUGAUGGUUGUUUUUGCAACCUUCCUCAAUCAGUUUCUACUCUGGAACAUGCGCCGAAAACAGCGGGCAAAAGCAGCCGCAGAUGAGAAGAAACGGCAGAAGCAGUCGGAGAACGUGUACGAGAUACAGGAACGUCUCGAGGAGCAAACAACAGGAGUGGUCAAGCCGGGCCUCAUGCACAUUCCGACUCUACAAGAUAUGGGCCGACCUACCUGA